Molecule: messenger RNA, 1300 nt
Organism: Talaromyces proteolyticus
Lineage: Eukaryota; Fungi; Ascomycota; Eurotiomycetes; Eurotiales; Trichocomaceae
Product: acyl-CoA thioesterase II
Exons: 1
Coding region: 140-1114 (324 amino acids)
Biological process (GO): fatty acid catabolic process; acyl-CoA metabolic process
Cellular component (GO): peroxisomal matrix
Molecular function (GO): fatty acyl-CoA hydrolase activity
Source: RefSeq, a predicted model, not a curated record
UGUCGCUUGACGAGUUUACCGAUCAGUGAAAGUCACUAUGGUUUUGUGAUAUUCAUCCAACCCUCUCCCCUGUCAGGUCAAGUAGUAGUACAUUCCUUUUUUUGGUCUUUUACAACACAUUGCACGGAUUCCUGCGACUAUGGCGCCUAGCCUAGCCGAGCUGAUAGCUAUUGAGCCCCUUGGACCGGGAAAGUAUCAGUCCAAACAUUUUCCACCUCAUGGUGGAAACUCGGCCCCAAUUGCCUAUGGUGGAUUUACCAUUGCAGUCGCCUUGCAGGCCGCAAUGGCCUCAGUUCCAGCGACCUUCCACCUAUACUCUGUUAUGGGAAAUUAUCUAGCCCCCGUGAGCACAAAGCGCCGGAUUAUCUGCACGGUGCAGGAAACGCGGUCAACGCGAACGUUCAUGACACGCCGAGUCCAGGUAUCGCAGGAACAAGACAACGGCAAGCCCACGUAUAUCUGUUUGGAUAUGCUCGCGGACUUUCAAAUUGCAGAGCCUGCGUUGAUCACCUACUCUACUCCACCUCAGAGGGAAUAUACGCACUGGAAGGAUUGCGUCACCGUGGAGACGCACCGACAGCAGAUGCUGGCUGCAGGAGAGAUCACUCCUGCACAAGAUAAGAUAUACGAGGCAAUUUUCGGUGGUCUGCACACCUUCCAGUACGAAGUGCGUGCCUGUCCAGAGAGUAUGACAACUCAAACCCUGGUAGGUGUGAACAAGCAUCGCCCUACUACUCAGGAUCGUCUGUCCUUGGUGGAUCGCAGUUCUGGUGACUGGUUCCGCGCAAUUGGCGACUUUAAAACUCCAGCCGACCACCUUGCUGCCCUAACUUUUAUCAUGGACGGCCUGUUGUCAUUUUUGCCUCUCGUCCAUAGCCGCCACUUCUUUGACGAAGUCGACGCCUGUUCUAGUCUGGACUUUGCGUUCCGCAUCUUCAACCCUAACGUCAAUCUCAAUAAUUGGCAUCUACGUGAAUGCAUCACGCAUGCUGGUGGUUUUGGCCGGACAUACACGGAGGGCCGGGUUUGGGAUGAGGCUGGCACACUGAUAGGCUCCAUGACACAGCAGUGUAUUCUGCGCCCGAAAGCGAAGAAACAGAAACAUAAUUUGUAAUUUUAGAUAUAGAUAUAGAUAUAGAUAUAGCUAUAGAUCCUGUUUGUCCAUUUCUUCUUGUCCCUCUACGUCUCAAAUGUUAUGUUGAUAUUGGCGCUAGGACAACAAAUGUAGAAACAUAAACUGCUUUGACUGCACUUUGUAAUUUGGAAAAUUAGGCUAGAUAUUUAGUUAUUUCCAAUACCC